Molecule: messenger RNA, 1206 nt
Organism: Aedes aegypti (yellow fever mosquito)
Lineage: Eukaryota; Metazoa; Arthropoda; Insecta; Diptera; Culicidae
Product: RNA/RNP complex-1-interacting phosphatase
Exons: 7
Coding region: 177-1142 (321 amino acids)
Biological process (GO): protein dephosphorylation
Molecular function (GO): protein tyrosine/serine/threonine phosphatase activity; polynucleotide 5'-phosphatase activity
Source: RefSeq, a predicted model, not a curated record
CGUUUGUUGCGGUGCGCGGUUUUCGAUUUGUCGCGAAUUAUUUCGUCUGAAUUUGUUUACAUGCGUUCCGUGCGGUGCAUGUUUUGAGCGGAUUCUGUCUGUGAUUUUUUAUAACUUAAUUUUUUGACUACCGUAGUAAUUUGGUAGUGCGUGGUGCGACCGUUGGAUUCAGGAAAAUGGCAUGCAAAUAUCCAGACAGAUGGCUUGAUUACACCAAUAUCGGUGCCCAGGUCGAAGGGACGCAGUUCAUUGCACUGAAAGUUCCACUGGGAAAGAAAUAUUUUGUCAAACGCGAGAAAGAGAGUUUCACUCCCGGCGACGUAGUUCAGCAAAUCCCAAAUCUGGGUCUGGUGAUAGACCUCACUUUUACAUCGAAGUACUACAAUCCCUCGGAAUUUGAGCAACUUAACGUCCAAUACAAAAAGAUUUUUACGAAGGGACAUGAAAUUCCUAAGCGGUCGUUGGUGAAUAAUUUCAUUCGCACGGUCAACGACUUCUUGGCUGAAGAGGAGAACAAAGAUAAACUAAUUGGCGUGCACUGUACUCAUGGGUUGAAUCGAACAGGAUAUUUCGUCUGUGCAUAUAUGAUUCUAGUCCAGGGUCUGGCUCCCAGAGCUGCUAUCAAUGCAUUCAAUGACGCCCGAGCUCAUACAAUGGAGAGAGCCAACUAUCUGAAUCACUUACGAAGUUUAACACCGGCAAGCUACGACUCGAACCUUCCAGCACACAAUGAUCAGCAAGAAGUGAUACACGACGCUAAUCACUCUCGCGACAGAAACAGAAGAGAGGCCAGAAGUUUCAACCGCCAUCAGUCGGAUAGGUAUGCCGGUAACUGGCGGGACCGAUCUCGAGAUAAUGGCAAUUGGCGUAAUCGUUCCCGAGAGAACCGCAAUGGGUUCCUUCUGGAUGGCGCUGGUGACAACUGGAGAGAUCGGGAAGUGGUCGAUGAUCGUCGUUACAACAGGGAUGAUCGGAGACAAGAUCGGUCGCGCGACAACUACAGGAGCUACGGUCGCCAUGUAAAUCAUCAGGACGCAUCGAGAAGUAACGGCGAAGAAGCGUGUUCUUCUUCAAGAUAUGAACCUCAUCACAACAGAUACAAAUGGUCGCGUAAGACCAAAAACGAUGCGGACAACUCGUGAAAGUAACAACUGUACCUGAUGUUGGUAUUUAUCUGAAUAAAGCAGUAAAGUUCCGUUGCAAUAU